Molecule: messenger RNA, 741 nt
Organism: Gloeophyllum trabeum ATCC 11539
Lineage: Eukaryota; Fungi; Basidiomycota; Agaricomycetes; Gloeophyllales; Gloeophyllaceae
Product: HSP20-like chaperone
Exons: 2
Coding region: 247-564 (105 amino acids)
Biological process (GO): response to salt stress; response to heat; protein complex oligomerization
Source: RefSeq, a predicted model, not a curated record
GAACACUACAAACAACCUCCUACGACUUAACGCGCUAUGUCUCUUACCAACUUCUACGAGCCCUUCUUCUCCCUGUCCGACUUUGACCGCCUCUUCGAUGAGGCGUUCUCUGCUCGGGCUGGGACGGGUGCGGGCAACCAGCAGGUUGCGCGCCAGAAUGGCGGUGCAUCUCGUUCUCUGAGACCUAGGUAGGUAUUCAAUUGCUCUACAAGCUUCGAACAAGAUAUCAACCACUUGUCUGCCAGGAUGGAUGUUCACGAGGACGCCGAGAAGAACCUUGUUACGGCUACCUUCGAACUUCCGGGUCUCCGCAAGGAAGACGUGAACAUCGAUGUUCACAACAACCAGCUCACGGUGUCUGGCGAGACCAAGCAGGACGCCAGCCGCGAAGAGAACGGGUAUGCCGUCCGCGAGAGGCGCUACGGCAAGUUCUCGAGGACGAUUCCUCUCCCGCAAGGUGUAAAGCCUGAGGAGAUCAAGGCCGGGCUUGAAAACGGUAUCCUGACUGUCACCUUCCCCAAGACUAGUGCCGAGGCAGCUCCCAAGAAGAUCACCAUCUCAUAAGCCCGACAAUCUACUACCCGCUUCAUUACACAUUCAUCGAGGGAUUUGGAGGAUAUUGCAUUGCACCUUGCUUUCGUUACGCCAUCCGUUGCAUAAUCACUUGCAUUCCAUUCAUGUAGCAAAUAUCAUUUGUAUCUGUAGUCAAUACUCGCACAAUAUCACUCCAUUUCUGACGUC